Messenger RNA from Amoebophrya sp. A25, 1869 nucleotides. The record is from the annotation of a GenBank genome assembly. NCBI's taxonomy places the organism in Eukaryota, Dinophyceae, Syndiniales, Amoebophryaceae.
GGAAAGUGGAUGGAACGCAAGAUCAUUUUCGUUUUAUGAUUUUCAGAAAAACAUGCUGCGCUUUUCGUUGCUACGAACCUGCCUAGUUUUUCUUGUUUUUCCACUGCGAGUCUUCAGCGCUGUUGACGACCUGCUGCUAUCUGGCGACAUUCAUUCACGUGAUCCCCUGUCUGUGGAAAAGCAAGGAAAUUUUACUCCUUGGUACGUCGACCAGCAGGCUCAUUCUGAGACGCAGCAGCUUCAGUUCCUGCAAGGUCGUGAAACGAUAACCGCUGAAUUCUAUCGACAACUAGGCGAGUUUGCACUACAGCGUGCUGGCGGUUUUAACAGUUUUUUAGAACUUGGGUGUGGCGAUGGCGAAGCUGCACGUAGGGUCGUGCCUGUCGCGAGAAAAUCCGUUUUGGUCGAUAAGGAUGUGAGUAAGUGCCGAACAAGUAGCGAAAGCAGAGGCUUUCUAGUAGAAGGAGAUUUGUACAAAAGCACGACAGGAGAAGGGGUUUGGACUAGCAUUCGAAACAACGGACCUUACUUAAGGCUCAACCUUCAUUGGUCAUGGAGGUUAGUCACUGAGAUCGAAGAGGGCCCCCUUGAGAGAACAGGGGAAAACGAAGGGAAAACAAAGGGACGAGAGGCGUGGGGCCCCCUUUUCACUCAGAAUAAGUGACCACUGACUGCUGACCUUUAACUUGUGACUUCAUCUUGGUGAAUGCAGUCCAUCUGCGAGAUCGGGUCUUCUCAGACAUCGUGAAUGUGCUGGAAGUGGUGCUGCAUUGGAAGAAGAUCAGCAUGUCCUUGAGUACUCCGGUAGAAAUUUUGUUCGCCGACUAUGGCAACACGAAGAAUCGUGGCGAACCAGGCAGACCGGAUCCCGGUGUAAGAGAAGCAGUAGAUUACUUCCGAGAAGCUUGUAUCCUACAGAAUUGUCGUGGCUUUGGGUUUUAUUAUCCAUUGGCGACGAAGCCAAGCGAGAGCAUUGAGAAGCCAAGACCAAGAGAAAACAUUGAGAUAAACCCUCGUCAGCAAAGAGAGCUUCAGAAUGGCUAUUUGGGAGACAUGGAUCGUUGGGUUGAAGGGUGGGAAGGGCUGUUGUGCGAGAUCGAGGUGAAACAGUUGAUGAAGGACGAUAAACCAGAAGCAAGUCGUCGCCUUUUCCUCAACUGGCGUUUGCAAGCUCUACGCGCGCGUCCCAUAACGUAUUUAGUUUCCCAUUCGGUUACUGGUUAUCCCUUGAAUCUGGAUUUUGGUGGGGAGCCGUGUGGUAGUGGAGCGGCCAUGAUAGAAUCUCCUACAACGUCUUGCCCAUCCUACGUCCAAGAGGGAGAGUUCACACCAGUUCGAGUGCGCCAAGAAGAAGAUCCAAACCAGUUUUAUUUCAUGUGGAAUGGAGAACGCGAUCGUGAGCGGAAGAAUUAAGGCUACUCGCUCUGCUAUACUCAACUCGAAAUUUUUUGAGUAUUUUUUUAGAGUCUCUCGAACUCGUCGGUAGUGGGGAAGUAUAAGUUUAGAAUCCUCGAUAGUUGGGGAGUACCUCUAUAAGUAGAAACAUCACAUGAGUACAUCCUAAGGAGAUAGAUGACUAUGAUUUCUCAUCCUGUUCGUUGAUGCUUCUAGAGAAAUUGUCCAAUGUCCAUCGAUAAGUAAGGUCUAAUCUUCGGCUGCAGAAGCUGCGGGUUUCGACUAUAUUUUCAUUUUGAAUCACGAGAAGCAACUAGGAGCAAGGAUUGAUCACCAAAAUCUGAGGAAAGUCGAACUCUAUGAUCUGCACACUGGGGAUCAUUUCGGACGAGCUAUUGACAUUCAAAUUUUACAUCAGAUUGUGGGGAGAUGAAGUGGAGCAUCAUUUGAUCUACAUCUAGUCAGAAAGAAUUU